Molecule: messenger RNA, 2358 nt
Organism: Poecilia latipinna (sailfin molly)
Lineage: Eukaryota; Metazoa; Chordata; Actinopteri; Cyprinodontiformes; Poeciliidae
Gene: capn12
Product: calpain 12
Exons: 23
Coding region: 85-2238 (717 amino acids)
Biological process (GO): proteolysis; negative regulation of apoptotic process
Cellular component (GO): cytoplasm
Molecular function (GO): calcium-dependent cysteine-type endopeptidase activity; calcium ion binding
Source: RefSeq, a predicted model, not a curated record
UGGGUGUGUACUCUUCUUUUUAAAUGCCAGCCGCUCUCAGUUUGCAUCUUUCACCAGUUGGGUUUCCCUCCUCCUGCAGGCAACAUGGCUUCUGACGGCGCUGCGGCCCCUCUCGGCUCCAUCGACAACCCGGUGAAGUUCCAGAACCAGGACUUCGACGCUCUGCUGCAGGAGUGUCUGAAGGACAAGAAGCUGUUUGUUGACCCCACAUUUCCUGCUGAGCAGAAGUCCAUCGGGAUGCCCAAAGAUCCAAACCCAGCGAAGGAGAUCAAAUGGAAGCGACCCAAGGAAAUCAGUGCAGAUGCCUUAUUUGUGGAGGACACCAUUGGGACCACAGAUAUCUGUCAGGGCCAACUAGGUAACUGCUGGCUGCUGGCUGCCCUCUCCGCGCUCACCGUCCAUUCGAAGCUCUUUGCUAAGGUGGUUCCCCCCAACCAGAGCCUGUCGGACUCGUACGCAGGGAUCUUCCAUUUCAAGUUCUGGCAGUAUGGUGAGUGGGUGGAGGUGGUUGUGGACGACAGGCUGCCAGUGCGCGACGGCCGUCUGCUCUUCAGCUACUCUCGCACCCGCAACGAGUUCUGGAGCGCCCUGGUGGAGAAGGCCUAUGCCAAGUUGGUGGGGUCCUACGGGAGCCUGAAGGGCGGCAACAUCUCGGAGGGCAUGGAGGACUUCACGGGAGGCAUCGCGUACUCUCUUCCUGUCACGUCCCGCACCCCUCCGGUCCUCUGGAGGAUCCUGACCGCCGCUCUGUCCAGAGGCAGCCUGCUCAGCUGCUUCAUCCAGGCCUCGAGCUACAGCGAGGUCGGCAAGGUGACGGCGGACGGGCUGGUAAAGGGCCACGCCUACGCCAUCACGGACACAGACAAGGUAGCAAGAGGAUCGGAGGAGGUUCUGCUGCUGAAGCUGAGGAACCCGUGGGGCUUUGUUGAGUUCUGCGGCUCCUGGAGUGACAAGUGCAAGGAGUGGGAGGACAUGGAGAAGUCGGAGAAGCAGCGGCUCGAGCUCAAGUUGGAAGAAGACGGGGAGUUCUGGAUCAGCGCCCGUGACUUCAGCACGAUGUUUAACAUUGUGGAGCUCUGCAGUGUGAGUCCAGACUCUCUGGAGGACGGAGACGCGUCCACCGGCCAGUCUACCUGGACCAUCAGCGAACACAAGGGCUCCUGGCUACCGGGAAGCUCCGCUGGCGGCAGCCGCAAAUACAACAAGUCCUUCUGGAAGAACCCCCAGUUCGAGUUGGUGCUCAGAGAGCAGGACCAGGAAGAUGACGAUGAGGAAGAAGAGGAGGACGACAACGACGAGGACGAGGUCGACAAGGGCGACGAGGUUCUGAAAGAGAAGAACAAAACUGAGACGCAGAAGCAGAAAGCGAAGCACUGCACAGUGCUGGUGGAGCUGCUGCAGAAAAACCGCCGGCAGAAUGACAAGAUCAACUUCCUGCACAUCGCUUUCCACGUCUACAAGGUCCCUCCUGAGAUGCAGGGCGCCUGCCUGGACCGCAGCUUCUUCAUGAAAAACCGUCCAGUGGGUCGUUCUGGUUCAUACAAGGCCCAGAGGGGCGUCUGGAGGAAGCUGCGUCUGGAUCCGGGUCACUACGUCAUCGUUGGAUCCACUUAUCGGCCCAACCAGCCGGCAGAGUUCUUCAUUCGCAUUUUCUCCAAAACAAGAAACACUCUUGGGGUUCAGGACUUUACCUGCUCCUCUGACUACCUACCAGUUAUGGCCGCUCCUGUCCUCCCCGAGGACCAAACCAAAGUUGAGAAGACUUUUGAUGAGAAGGCCGGCCCAGAUGACAGGCUGAACGCUCAAGAGAUCAUGAAGCUGAUCAACUCAGUGUUUGACAAAAGUUGCCACCUGCCUAUGGAGACGUGCAGGCAGAUCAUCUUCGGAGAGGAUACCGAGGGGCGCUCCACCCUCAGUCGUGAACAAGCCGAGACCGUGCUGGCUGAUCUGCGCGCUCUGCAGUCCAUCUUUGUUCAGUUCGACGAGGACUCUUCUGGAAGCAUCAGCCCCUUCGAGCUCAGCUUGGCACUGGAAGCAGUCGGAAUGAAGUGCGACAGCAAGGUGGUCCAGCUCCUUUCUGAGCGCUUUCUGAGCGGAGAGCCUCACCUGUCCUUCUGUGGCUUCGUCUCCUGCAUCUCCAGGCUGCGCAAACUCUUCGCUCUGUUUGAGUCCGAGACGAGCCCAGAGGUGAAAGACAGAGGCAUCAACUCCUGGCUGCUUCAGUUUCUGGUUCUGUAAAGGAGCAGCACGAAGACGAGCUACAGGUGGAGCGAGACGAGCCGUCUAGCGCUCGCUCGCUCUCUGUUAUGGGGAUCAUGGUGCGAAUCCAGCUGAUGAAGCACAACUGUUUAGUGAAAU